This is a messenger RNA of Archocentrus centrarchus (flier cichlid), 805 nucleotides long. RefSeq names its product transmembrane protein 216 (gene tmem216). Lineage: Eukaryota; Metazoa; Chordata; Actinopteri; Cichliformes; Cichlidae. The record is from RefSeq and is a predicted model, not a curated record. Gene Ontology annotation, biological process: non-motile cilium assembly. The transcript is spliced from 5 exons. Gene Ontology annotation, cellular component: ciliary transition zone. The coding region runs from base 34 to 663 and encodes 209 amino acids.
GAUAGGCUCCAGCCCCCCGCGACCCUGAACAGCAUGAGCGAAAGCGGAUGGAUGGAUGGAUACUGUAUUUUAUUUAUUAAAUUAAAUCUGUGGAAGGAGAGAAACUAUAAGCACAAAUGUACACAAACUUAUUUACUACAUCAUCGACAAAAAUGUUUCAGUUUAAAUGUCACUCGGCAGAUUAAUCUGCCCUUCACACUUUUUAACUCACUCUUCUGCUUCCUGUUCUUCCUUUUUCCUGUAGGGAGCCGACCAAUCCUCUCGUCCACUCCUCUGCAGGUGCUGCUCUACCUGAACAGCUGGUACUUUGCUGCCUUCUACCUGGCUGAGAUCCUGAUUUUCAUCUAUAAAGGAGUCUUACUGCCAUACCCGUCAGAUAACCUGGUUCUGGAUGUUGUGCUGCUGCUGCUCUUCCUUGCUCUCGAGACCCUGCGGAUCUUUUAUGGCCAGAAGGGGAACCUGUGUGAGCGCUCUCUGGCUACCUGCGUAUCGCUCUUUGUCCUGUUUCCCUGCGCCGCACUUGCCAUGUACUACCUGCUGCUGCAGACCUUCGUCCUGCGCCUUGAGUUCCUCCUCAGCACCAUGCUGCUCUGCUUCUACGCGCUCGAGUUCCUCCUUGGACUCCUCUCCAUAUCUGCCUUCUCCAGGUCCAAAGUGUACUGAGGAGCAAACACUGGUCACCUGAACCACAACAGGAUGGGUCAGCAGAAUUUUCUCUGCAUGCUGUAACUGUGUGUCAUAUUUGAUUAUGGCUUUUACCCUCAGAUGAAGUAUUUUUUGUAAAUAAAUUUUGAUUUAUACAUCA